Ananas comosus (pineapple) is the source of this 396-nucleotide messenger RNA. RefSeq lists its product as uncharacterized. Bases 1 to 396 code for a protein of 131 amino acids. The record is from RefSeq and is a predicted model, not a curated record. Lineage: Eukaryota; Viridiplantae; Streptophyta; Magnoliopsida; Poales; Bromeliaceae. The transcript has a single exon.
AUGCGAGGAGUUAAACGGUUUGGAGUCCGUGGAAAACUAAGUCCCCGGUAUCUUGGACCGUUCGAAAUAUUGGAACGUGUUGGUGCGGUGGCUUAUAAGUUAGCAUUACCACCGAGGCUUACGGGAGUGCACGAUGUAUUUCAUGUGUCAAAUCUCCGCAAGUAUGUUCACGAUCCCGAGCAUAUUCUCUCGUUUGAACUAUCUGAGAUUCAAGGGGAUAUGACUUAUGAGGAGUUCUCGGCGUACAUCAUCGAUCGAGAAGUGAGGAAACUACGGAACCGUGAGAUUCCGUAUGUUAAAGUCCGUUGGAGUAACCACGAUGAUCGGGAAGCUACUUGGGAGCUUGAGAGCGCAAUGAGAGAGCAUUAUCCCCACCUCUUCGAGAAUCUGGAUUAA